Verticillium alfalfae VaMs.102 is the source of this 1567-nucleotide messenger RNA. RefSeq names its product abhydrolase domain-containing protein. NCBI's taxonomy places the organism in Eukaryota, Fungi, Ascomycota, Sordariomycetes, Glomerellales, Plectosphaerellaceae. Gene Ontology annotation, cellular component: mitochondrion. The record is from RefSeq and is a predicted model, not a curated record. Bases 39 to 959 code for a protein of 306 amino acids. The transcript is spliced from 6 exons. Gene Ontology annotation, molecular function: catalytic activity.
AAGUCCUGACAUAAUAGGAGUUAUAGCCCAGAAGCAUAAUGACUCGGUACAAGUCCAGGCCCUCACUAUUAGGGCGUAUCAUUCAUCAGGCCAUGAUUAUACGGCAGGGUCGAUCCUUCAGUACAUCGACAAAAGCUCACCUCAAACUUGCAUAUGAGCUCUAUGAGCCAUCCAGUUCGCGAGCCAUAGGACAUGACAGUCAUCCUAUCAUCUUUUUACACGGCCUUUUUGGUUCAAAGAAGAACAACAGGAGCAUCAGCAAGGUGCUUGCUCGCGACCUUGGGCGGCCGGUCUUUGCUCUAGAUCUACGGAAUCAUGGCGAGUCGCCGCAUGACCGCCACCACGACUAUACCUCUAUGGCCUCGGACGUGGCAGGAUUCAUCAUAGACCACAACCUGGAUGAGCCCACGAUCAUUGGCCACUCAAUGGGCGCCAAGACUGCGAUGGCACUUGCUCUGCGUUCACCGGAUCUGGUGAGAAACAUUAUCUCAGUAGAUAAUGCUCCGGUCGAUGCAGUCUUGGAAAGUGGAUUCGGUAACUACGUCGAAGGCAUGAAACGUAUCGAAAGAGCUGGUGUCAUGCGCCAAGCUGAGGCUGAUGACAUUUUAAAAAAUCACGAAGAGUCUUUGCCAGUUCGCCAAUUCCUCCUUGCGAACUUGUAUCGACCGCAGCCGAAUAAGCCGCAACAAUUUCGAGUUCCUCUUGAUAUCCUUGGUCGCUCCUUAGGGCAUAUGGCGGACUUCCCCUUCAAGAAUCCGGAAGAAACUCGCUUUGAAAAGCCUGCGCUCUUCAUCAGGGGCACAAGAAGCAAGUACGUAGCCGAUGACGUCUUGCCACUUAUCGGGCAAUUCUUCCCACGGUUCAGAUUAAUAGACGUCGAUGCUGGCCACUGGCUCAUUUCAGAGAAACCGGAGGCAUUCCGUGAAGCCGUCGUCGACUUCUUGAGUACCUCAAAGUAAGCACGAUGAACAAAUUGAUCUAUGUUAGGCUCGCAUUCAAAAAGGAUAUUGGCCAUAGCUUUUAUUGCUCCAGCGGUACACCAUCCACCUCUCGCAUUCCUCCUGUGAUGCCAAUGAGAUUGAUGUGUCGUUUGAUCACGUGUGGUAUAUUAUACUGUGCUCAGACGCGAGGCAGCCGAGCUCAAUAGAAAUCCCCUUAUUGUCGGCACGAAAGCAUUCCAUGACAAUUGGGCACUCAGCGAGAAUCACAUGAUCCACGCUUUCGUAAUGCGCAGCUAACGAGUGUUUAAGCGUAUGAAGUGCGCAAACACUUGCCGUACGGAAUUGCGAUCACGUCAAGAUGAAGGCACAAGCACACACUGGCGAAAUGUACUUCGAGUCUCUCACGAUACGAUGCCCCAGAUUCUUGUUUUGUGACCGUUUACCAUUUUUCGGUAACCUAGACCCGCAGCCGCCUGUAUGGUACGCCAUGUGCAACGACUGAAACAAAUGCCGAAGCUGAUUGUCGGCCAAAAAGAAGCCGGAGUCUUCCUGCUGCCGUUUCCGUCUCCGACCAUGUCGUCAUCAUUCUUUACACGUCCUCAAGGACGCGUUCCUUGAACUCCCGC